This is a messenger RNA of Schistocerca gregaria, 996 nucleotides long. RefSeq lists its product as uncharacterized. The coding region runs from base 1 to 996 and encodes 331 amino acids. The record is from RefSeq and is a predicted model, not a curated record. Lineage: Eukaryota; Metazoa; Arthropoda; Insecta; Orthoptera; Acrididae. The transcript is spliced from 2 exons.
AUGUCGUUGAGAGAGGUUGCUUUACUUGCGAAGGGUGUGGCGGAUCGCCGUCCGUCGGGGCCAGCUCAGGCGACUGAGCUGAUCCCGGUGGCGGCCCCAUCCGGCCCCCCACUUACGACAGCUGACAAUGACAGGAUUGACUCUUCGGAUUCUGAUGCGCCCUCUCGUGAUCGAGUGUUCAUUCUUAUAAACAAACUCGCACAUGGGGGCUCCUACCCUGGUCGAAAGGACGACGAGGCGGCUAUACUCGCCUUCUGUAACAUUCGGAAGGCUGCCACUCUGCCGUACACGAGGCAACAAGUGCCGGGUGUGCCACCGAGAGCCCCGCUGGUCGCAUCGCGCGAGUCUGCGGUCCCGGCGGUGGCGGCCUCGGCGGGAGUAGCGCCGCUGGCCUCGACCACUGAAGAGGUCGAUGUGCCCCCGGUUGCACCCCUGGUCCCCGAGACACAAGAAGAGCCCGUGGCUACGCUAGCUGCGGCCACCGAGAUGGAGGACAUCGACCUGCCUGACGCAAAUUUGGCUGAGGCGAUUGCCGAGUCAGAGCGCCUCGAGGGCUUUCCGCCCUUCCACCACGGAGUCUGGGACAUCGCGGGCUCCUCCGCGAGCGCCGCCUCGCUGAGACCGACGAAGCCGCGGCGGCCCACUCGUCCACCUGCCACCUCCCGGCAGCCGGACGAGGAUGGUUUUGUCGCCCCUCCCAGGAGGCACACUGCCAGGGCUGCUGCACUGCAGCAACCGACGCCGCUGCCGACGCCUCGUGCUGCGCCGCAAUCGGCUGCCGACGCUCCACGGCAGUCGUCUACUACGGAGUGGCCGCAACCGGCCACCCCAGUGGCGGAGGCCGCCCCAGCAGCCGACACCGCCCCCUCGGCCACCGACGCAGCCGAGCUCCGACAUUUCAAGAGGCAGAGGACGCUGCACAAGUACUUCAAAAAGAAUAUGCUGCUAUCAUCGUAUCAACUAGAAAAACAAUACCUGAAACAGAAGCAUCCAUGA